GUUGCUCCUUGCUUUUUUUCCCCUCUCUUAGUGACAGCAUCCAUUACCAGAUGAUGUAUUCCUACGGGUCUGGGGUGGUGUGGGCCCUCGGAGUUGUUCCCUUCAGCCACGUGAACAUCGUCAAGUUUAAUGUGGAAGAUGGAGAGAUUGUUCAGCAGGUCAGGGUGUCAACCCCCUGGCUUCAGAGUCUCACUGGAGCCUGUGGUGUGGUGGAUGAGGCUGUCCUGGUGUGCCCUGACCCGAGCUCACGGUCCCUCCAGACCUUGGCCCUGGAGACGGAGUGGGAGUUGAGACAGAUCCCACUGCAGUCUCUUGACUUAGAAUUUGCAGGUGGAUUCCAGCCCCGGGUCCUGCCCACACAGCCCAACCCAGUGGAUCCUUCUCGGGCCCAGUUCUUCCUGCAGUUGUCCCCGAGCCACUAUGCUCUGCUGCAGUACCAUCACGGAGUCCUGAGUCUGCUCAAAACCUUCCCACAGGCUGCCCUCGUGAGCUUUGCCACCACUGGGGAGAAGACAGUGGCUGCAGUCGUGACUUGUCGCAGUGAAAUGCAGAAGCCUAGCGGUUCUGAAGAUGGGUCACUGGGGAGCUUUGCGGAGAAGCCCAGUGCUCAGGACUCACUGACUUGCUUCAACCAGACCUACACCAUUAAUCUCUACUUAGUGGAGACAGGUCGGCGGCUGCUUGAUACCACCAUCACUUUCAGUCUGGAACAGAAUGGCACUCGGCCAGAGCGGCUCUUCGUCCAGGUGUUCUUGAAGAAGGACGACUCGGUGGGCUACCGGGCCUUGGUGCAGACAGAGGAUCACCUGCUACUUUUCCUGCAGCAGCUGGCAGGGAAGGUGGUGCUGUGGGGCCGGGAGGAGUCAUUGGCGGAGGUGGUGUGCCUGGAGAUGGUGGAUCUGCCCCUGACGGGUGCGCAGGCCGAGCUGGAAGGAGAAUUCGGCAAGAAGGCAGCAAUUCAAGACGGCUUGCUGGGGAUGUUCCUGAAACGCCUCUCGUCCCAGCUUAUCCUGCUGCAGGCGUGGACUUCCCACCUCUGGAAGAUGUUUUACGAUGCUCGAAAGCCCCGAAGUCAGAUUAAGAAUGAGAUCAACAUUGACACCCUAGCCAGAGAUGAAUUUAACCUCCAGAAGAUGAUGGUGAUGGUGACAGCCUCGGGCAAGCUUUUUGGCAUUGAGAGCAGCUCUGGCACCAUCCUGUGGAAACAGUAUCUCCCGAAUGUCAAGCCAGACUCCUCCUUUAAACUGAUGGUCCAGAGGACUACUGCCCAUUUCCCCCACCCCCCACAGUGCACCCUCCUGGUAAAGGACAAGGAGACGGGAAUGAGUUCUCUGUAUGUCUUCAAUCCCAUCUUUGGCAAGUGGAGUCAGGUGGUUCCCCCACUGCUGAAGCGGCCCAUCUUGCAGUCUUUGCUUCUCCCCAUCAUGGAUCAAGACUAUGCCAAGGUGCUGCUGUUGAUUGAUGAUGAGUAUAAGGUCACGGCGUUCCCAGCCACUCGGAAUGUCUUGCGACAGCUACAUGAGCUUGCCCCUUCCAUCUUUUUCUAUUUGGUGGAUGCAGAACAGGGACGGCUAUGUGGAUAUCGACUUCGAAAGGAUCUAAGCACUGAGCUGAGUUGGGAGCUGACUAUUCCCGCAGAAGUGCAACGCAUCGUCAAGGUGAAGGGAAAGCGCAGCAGUGAGCACGUUCACUCCCAGGGCCGCGUGAUGGGGGACCGCAGCGUGCUCUAUAAGAGCCUGAACCCCAACCUGCUGGCCGUGGUGACGGAGAGCACAGACGUCCACCAUGAGCGCACCUUCAUUGGCAUCUUCCUCGUCGAUGGCGUCACUGGCCGCAUCAUCCACUCCUCCGUGCAGAGGAAAGCCAAGGGCCCCGUCCACAUUGUACACUCAGAGAACUGGGUGGUGUACCAGUACUGGAACUCCAAGGCCCGGCGCAACGAGUUUACCGCGCUGGAGCUCUACGAGGGCACCGAGCAAUACAACGCUACCGCCUUCAGCUCCCUGGACCGCCCCCAGCUGCCCCAGGUCCUCCAGCAGUCCUACAUCUUCCCCUCCUCCAUCAGCGCCAUGGAAGCCACCAUCACCGAGCGGGGCAUCACCAGCCGGCACCUGCUUAGUGAGUGACCAGGGGAGGGUCUUCGGGGUGACAGGCUCCGUAGGGUUGCCACCCUGAAGGACCCAGCUGCAGGUGCAUCGCCGGCACAAUCCUGUUUUGACCACUAGGGGAGGCUAGCGAGGCGGGCUUAAUUUCAGCAGGAAAAGAUCUUUAGUCCAGCUUUGCCGCCUGUAAGAGAUUGACACGACUC
Molecule: messenger RNA, 2308 nt
Organism: Leptonychotes weddellii (Weddell seal)
Lineage: Eukaryota; Metazoa; Chordata; Mammalia; Carnivora; Phocidae
Source: RefSeq, a predicted model, not a curated record